Blepharisma stoltei is the source of this 1239-nucleotide messenger RNA. The record is from the annotation of a GenBank genome assembly. Lineage: Eukaryota; Ciliophora; Heterotrichea; Heterotrichida; Blepharismidae.
AUGGGAAGUGGUUGCUGCAAGAACGCACUCGAAGAUAUUGAAGUAGAAAACAGCAAAGCGAAAUCUGGUAACUCAGGAAACGUAAGUUUAAACACGACUUUUUCAAUUCUUGAAGACAACUAUGAUUCAAUCCCAAACCUCCUUAAUAAGCGAUCACCAAAAAAUGCCAAAUCUGUUAAUGGGCUUUCUGGGCUAGAAAACGUAGGGAAUAGCUGCUAUAUAAAUGCAGCAUUACAAUGCAUACUUAACUGCCAACCAUUAGCUGAUUAUUUUCUGUCAGAUGUUUACAAAAAAGACAUCAAGGCAUCGAUGACUAUGAAAGGACAAGUAACAAUAGCUUUGGCAGAAAUUGUGAAAACUUAUUGGAAAGAUGGGUUUGAUGUUAUCGUGCCAAGAUAUUUGGUACAAGAAAUUUGAAACAAUGCUUCUACAAUUGAAGCUGGGAAAGAAAAUGAUGUUCAUGAAUUAAUGUCGUUUUUGCUUGACCGGCUUCACCAAGAUUUAAAUAGAGCUUUUAUUAGCCCAGCUCUUGGGUGUAUUGACAUAAAUGACAAUACACAGGAAACAAAAGCAGCUAAAGCUUGGCAGCUUCAUUUAGGAAGCCACUCAUCGAUUAUUGUGGAUCUUUUCCAAGGGCAGCUUCGGUCUACAGUAACAUGUAAAGAAUGUUCUUUCCAAUCACAAAAAUUCGAUGAGUUUUCGUCACUAAGCCUGCCUAUUCCACAGCGAGGGAGCUCUUUUACUUUAAACGACUGUCUAAAAGAAUUCACUACAAAAGAAGAGCUAGAAAAAGCGUGGUUUUGCCCAAGAUGCAAUAAAUCUGUAAAAGCAUUUAAAAAAUUCGACAUUUGGAAAGUCCCACCAAUUCUUGUGAUUCACUUAAAACGAUUUAAGCUAAUCAACAAAGAAGUUCAAAAAAUAGAAAACUUCGUGGAUUACCCAAUAAAAGAUUUAAAUUUAAGCAAGUUUGUGUCUGGGCCACAAAGAGAAAAACCAGUGUAUGACCUGUAUGCGAAAAUUGACCAUGAAGGAAAUAUGGGAUCUGGGCAUUAUACAGCGACAGCAAAAAAUAGGAAUAAUACUGCGUGACAUUUAUUUGAUGACUCAAAUGUGUAUUCGGUAGUCCCAGAGCAGUGCGUAGACGAAAACGCAUAUGUAUUGUUUUAUCAGAAGGUCAGUGUUGAUAAAUACUUUAGGCAGUCAAAAAAUAAGCCAAACAAUUGGCCUCAUGUAAUUUAG